AUGGUCGACCAUAUACUCGAUGGAGAACAAGUGAGAAUUCAAGCGCACAGUGCAUUUGAAGUGCAAACCCUGAACACACGUUUGGGUCACCAUAAAGUUGGAGGACAAAAGAUACCUAACAGAAAGGCUACUAUAAUACACACUCAAGACACACAAAAAGCGUCGGGACGUAUUAAUUUGAAAUCAGAAACUAAACAUUUUGAAUUCAACAAAACUCGAGCUUUAAUAGGGUCUGCAGCUGCACUGGGCAUUGGCGGUAUUUGUGUUUAUGGCUUGUCGGCAAAGAAUGAUUCGCUGUCAACUUUUGAUCGUUCUGUCACUUGGCCACAUUAUGUGAAACAACGUGUUCAAGCAACAUAUGGCUAUCUACUAGCUAGUGUUGCAAUUACAGCUGGUUCAUCGUUUGCAUUCCUCCAGUCUCCUACCGUGUGUCGUUUGAUGCUUAGUGGUGGUUGGCUUGCUCCCAUCGGAAUGGCUGUAUUGUCUGUAAUUGCAGGAAUCAUUUGUCAGUCAAUUCCAUAUCCACAAUCAGGUAUAGGUGUUAAACACUUGGCAUGGGUUGCAUAUUCUAUGAGUUUAGGUGGUAUGUUAUUGCCUAUAUGUCUGGUUGGAGGACCGAUUCUUACUCAGGCUGCUAUGUACACUGGAGGUAUAGUGGGUUCUCUGUCAUUGGUUGCAUUGACAGCGCCGUCAGAUCGUUUUUUGAACUGGGGUGGUCCUUUGGCAAUUGGUUUGGGAGUUGUCUUUGUAUCGUCUAUUGGUUCCAUGUUUUUAUCACCUGUAAGUCGUUUAGGAUCUGGUUUAUCAUUCAUUAGUCUAUAUGGUGGUCUUAUUUUGUUUUCGGGAUUUCUAUUGUAUGAUACACAACAUGUGAUAAGACGGGCGGAAUCUUAUCCACCUCCGUCUUACACUACACCACCACUUUAUUCCUACAAUAACAACCACAGAUUGAUGGAAUCGAAUUUUGUCAAACCAUUUGACCCAAUCAACAGUUCUAUCAAAAUACUUGUAGAUGCUUUGAAUAUAUUUAUUCGUAUGGUAGUUAUCCUGUCUGGUAAUGGUAGUAACCGUCGCAAGUGAAGUGAACUUCACUACCAAACCUAUUAACAAAAAAAAAACUGCUACUCGUAAAACAACACUUGAUGAUUAGAUUUAUCUUAUUCUUACUGUUAUCAUCAUCGUGAUUUUCUCUCUUUUUGUAACUACUACUACUAGUAAAUAAUGUGUGACUGAUGAGAAAGCACAAAAUAUGUUGUCUUCUUAUAUGUCUGUCUAUUCAAAAUUUUAAUCAAAAGGGAACCAGUGUUUUAACAUUUGUCAUUCGUUGAGUGAGUGAGUGAGUGAAUGUGGUGUAUGUGUUUGUUUUUUUGUUUUGUAUUUAGUUUAAAUCAUUGCAUUGCGAAUCAACAAUGAUGUUUUAUUUUUGAAGUUCCGAUUCUUUUUUUUCGUUUUGCUUUGUUUUGAUUUAAAAUGAUAAAAAAAUCUAUCAAAUUUGCUGGUCAUACAUAUUUGCGCAUCUUGUAUCAUAAACUGUGUGUGUGUGUGUUGUUUUUGUGUGGUAAGUUUGUUUGAAUGAAAUAUACAUUCAAAGUGUGAAUAA
Schistosoma turkestanicum is the source of this 1600-nucleotide messenger RNA. The record is from the annotation of a GenBank genome assembly. Lineage: Eukaryota; Metazoa; Platyhelminthes; Trematoda; Strigeidida; Schistosomatidae.